GUGUGCGAGUGUGUGUGUGCGGGAGGGUGUGCACACGCCUUCGGGGGCUGGAGUGACUGCAGUGGGCUUCUCCCUCCGCAGGCCCUGCGGCUGCUAGACCCCAACCUGCCGGCACCGCACUUGGCAAGCUGGGUUCUUGCAUCUUCCCGAGGCUCCUUCUUCAUCCUCCCCUCGUGGAUCUUACUUUUCCUUUUAGCCAGGGGGUUGCUGCCAGCCACUCUUCAACCGGUGCAAACACCCAAGCCGUCUCCAGUUCUCUCCCAAGCCAGUAUUUUCCACUUGUCUUUCUCUGGGGUUCUUCCACGAGCCAAUCCAGGGCUCCCCCAUUCUUGGAAAUUGUUUUGUUGGACCGCUGUGCCGAGGCCUUUAAAGCUUGAGGACUUUAUCAUUUUGAUUCUUUUCAUUUCCUCCCCAUCUGGGCAACGGAGCAAUGAAAUUUCCAAUUGAGACUCCAAGAAAACAGGUGAACUGGGAUCCUAAAGUGGCCGUUCCUGCAGCAGCACCCCCCGUGUGUCAGCCCAAGGGUGCCACUAACGGGAGUUAUCCGGCCCCACGCCUGUCCAUCUCCUCCCGAGCCACGGUGGUAGCCAGGAUGGAAGGUGCCUCCCAGGGGGGCCUGCAGACCGUCAUGAAGUGGAAAACCGUGGUUGCCAUCUUUGUGGUUGUGGUGGUCUACCUUGUCACGGGUGGGCUUGUCUUCCGGGCACUGGAGCAGCCUUUUGAGAGCAGCCAGAAGAACACCAUCGCCUUGGAAAAGGCAGAAUUCCUGCGGGAUCAUAUCUGUGUGAGCCCACAGGAGCUGGAGACAUUGAUCCAGCAUGCCCUUGACGCUGACAACGCAGGAGUAAGUCCAAUCGGAAACUCCUCCAACAACAGCAGUCACUGGGACCUCGGAAGUGCCUUUUUCUUUGCUGGAACUGUCAUCACCACCAUAGGGUAUGGGAAUAUUGCUCCAAGCACUGAAGGAGGCAAAAUCUUUUGUAUUUUAUAUGCCAUCUUUGGAAUUCCACUCUUUGGUUUCUUAUUGGCUGGAAUUGGAGACCAACUUGGAACCAUCUUUGGGAAAAGCAUUGCAAGAGUGGAGAAGGUCUUUCGAAAGAAGCAAGUGAGUCAGACCAAGAUCCGGGUCAUCUCGACCAUCCUGUUCAUCCUGGCCGGCUGCAUUGUGUUUGUGACAAUCCCCGCCGUCGUCUUCAAAUACAUCGAGGGCUGGACGGCCUUGGAAUCCAUUUACUUCGUGGUGGUCACUCUCACCACGGUGGGCUUUGGCGAUUUUGUGGCAGGGGGAAAUGCUGGCAUCAAUUACCGGGAGUGGUAUAAGCCCCUAGUGUGGUUUUGGAUCCUUGUUGGCCUUGCCUACUUUGCAGCCGUCCUCAGUAUGAUCGGAGAUUGGCUACGGGUUCUGUCCAAAAAGACAAAAGAAGAGGUGGGUGAGAUCAAGGCCCACGCGGCCGAGUGGAAGGCCAACGUGACGGCCGAGUUCCGGGAGACGCGGCGGCGGCUCAGCGUGGAGAUCCACGACAAGCUGCAGCGCGCGGCCACCAUCCGCAGCAUGGAGCGCCGGCGCCUGGGCCUGGACCAGCGGGCCCACUCGCUCGACAUGCUGUCCCCCGAGAAGCGCUCCGUCUUCGCGGCGCUGGACUCGGGCCGCUUCAAGGCCUCGUCCCAGGAGAGCAUUAACAACCGGCCCAACAACCUGCGCCUCAAAGGGACGGAGCAGCUGAGCAAACACGGGCAGGGGGCCUCGGAGGACAACAUCAUCAACAAGUUCGGGUCCACCUCCAAGCUCACCAAGAGGAAAAACAAGGACAUCAAGAAGACCUUGCCCGAGGACGUCCAGAAAAUCUACAAGACCUUCCGGAAUUACUCCCUGGAUGAAGAGAAGAAGGAGGAGGAGACGGAAAAGAUGUGUAACUCAGACCACUCCAGCACUGCCAUGUUGACUGACUGUGCGCAGCAGCCUGCCGGGGUGGAGAACGGAAUGGUCCCCACAGACACCAAAGACAGGGAACACGAGGACAACACAUUACUUGAAGACACAAACUAAAUGUCCCGGACGUUGGACUUGAUGAAGCGUUGCGGUUUUUUAUAUUCACCCUGAGACAUGUGCCUUAAACAGACUUCUCCUUAGUCCGAGAUUCCAUAGCAUUGAAGAGCAGAUUUCACUGUGCCAUAAAGGACCGAGAAGCUUGCUCUGCCGGGAGGAGUCAAACAGCAAGCACUUGGCUUCCACAGCGACCGCACGCCCAGGGAAGGUUUGCACGCGUUGGAGGUCAUGGCCGCAAAUGUCAAGGGCGUGUCGGGGGCGACGAUGUACCCCUGGUGCAGCGACGCCCUGGAUGGCACGUAGAAAAGGGCAGCUAUUUCUUAGACCAGCCUUCUGAAAGGAACAGUUGUGUCUCUUACACAGAGUCUCAUUUCCUGAACCUACUGUUGGUGAUAUAUUGGGGAUGAACUGGUACCUGUAACUAGGGUUCAAGUUGACAUUUUGGCAUGUUGCUCUGAGCUUGAAUUCUGAUCCAAACCAUUCAGUGCGUACCUAGUUCUUCUCGGCUCCAAAUGAAUGUUCGUGGAACCUGAGGGCUCCUGGAAUUUGUUCGAUGCAGAUCAGAGCACACGUAAUAAAAGGUGCCGUUGCUUUUCUCAUUACA
Molossus molossus (Pallas's mastiff bat) is the source of this 2651-nucleotide messenger RNA. RefSeq names its product potassium two pore domain channel subfamily K member 10 (gene KCNK10). Gene Ontology annotation, biological process: stabilization of membrane potential; potassium ion transmembrane transport. The transcript has 7 exons. Gene Ontology annotation, cellular component: membrane. Gene Ontology annotation, molecular function: potassium ion leak channel activity. NCBI's taxonomy places the organism in Eukaryota, Metazoa, Chordata, Mammalia, Chiroptera, Molossidae. Bases 431 to 2047 code for a protein of 538 amino acids. The record is from RefSeq and is a predicted model, not a curated record.